This is a messenger RNA of Chrysochloris asiatica (Cape golden mole), 2221 nucleotides long. It is a transcript of the gene SLC15A2, whose product is annotated as solute carrier family 15 (oligopeptide transporter), member 2. Gene Ontology annotation, biological process: oligopeptide transport; transmembrane transport. NCBI's taxonomy places the organism in Eukaryota, Metazoa, Chordata, Mammalia, Afrosoricida, Chrysochloridae. Gene Ontology annotation, molecular function: dipeptide transmembrane transporter activity. Gene Ontology annotation, cellular component: membrane. Bases 32 to 2221 code for a protein of 729 amino acids. The transcript is spliced from 22 exons. The record is from RefSeq and is a predicted model, not a curated record.
AAAUGCCUAAGGACAGAGAAAGGAGCCAGCCAUGAAUACCUUCCAGAAAAAUGAGUCCAAGGAAACUCUUUUUACACCUGUCUCCAUUGAAGGGGCACCACCUCGACCACCAAGCCCUCCAAAGAAGUCACCUCCGAAAAUCUGUGGUACCAACUAUCCAUUGAGCAUUGCCUUCAUUGUGGUGAAUGAAUUCUGCGAGCGCUUUUCCUAUUAUGGCAUGAAAGCUGUGCUGACCCUGUAUUUCUUAUAUUUCCUGCACUGGGAUGAAGACACCUCCACAUCUAUAUACCAUGCCUUCAGCAGCCUCUGUUAUUUCACUCCCAUCCUGGGAGCAGCCAUUGCAGACUCGUGGUUGGGAAAAUUCAAGACAAUCAUCUAUCUCUCCUUGGUGUACGUGCUUGGCCAUGUGAUAAAGUCCUUGGGUGCCAUACCAAUUUUUGGGGGACAAACACUACACAGAGUCCUAGCAGUGAUUGGUCUGAGUCUUAUAGCUUUGGGGACAGGAGGUAUUAAACCCUGCGUGGCAGCUUUUGGUGGAGACCAGUUUGAAGAAAAACAUGCAAAGGAGCGGACCAAAUACUUCUCAAUCUUCUAUCUCUCCAUCAAUGCAGGCAGCUUGAUUUCUACAUUUAUCACACCCAUGUUGAGAGGUGAUAUCCAAUGUUUUGGGGAAGACUGUUAUGCACUGGCUUUUGGAAUCCCAGGAUUGCUUAUGGUGAUUGCUCUUGUUGUAUUUACACUGGGAAGCAGGAUGUACAAAAAACCACCUCCUGAAGGAAACAUAGUGGCUCAAGUUGUCAAAUGUAUCUGGUUUGCUAUUUCCAACCGUUUCAAGAACCGUUCUGGAGAUGUUCCAAAGAGACAGCACUGGCUGGACUGGGCAACUGAGAAAUAUCCGAAGCAGCUUAUUCUGGAUGUGAAGGCUCUGACCAGGGUACUGUUCCUUUAUAUCCCAUUGCCCAUGUUCUGGGCUCUUUUGGAUCAGCAGGGCUCACGGUGGACUUUGCAAGCCACCAGGAUGGAUGGGAAUUUGGGGUUUUUUGUGCUUCAGCCUGACCAGAUGCAAGUACUAAAUCCUCUUCUGGUUCUUAUCUUCAUCCCAUUGUUUGACCUUGGCAUUUAUCGUCUGGUCUCCAAGUGUGGAAUUAACUUCACAUCAAUUAGGAAAAUGGCUGUUGGUAUGAUCCUAGCAUGCCUGGCAUUUGCAGUUGCUGCAGUCAUAGAGAUAAAAAUAAAUGAAAUAGCACCACCCCAAGUGAGUCCCCAAGCAGCUUUCCUACAGGUCGUGAAUUUGGCAGAUGGCGAGGUGAACAUGACAGUGCUGGGAGAAAACAACAAUCCUUUGUUGGAAGAGUCUAUCAAAUCCUUUCAGAAAAUACCACACUAUUCCAAACUGCACCUGAAUACUAAAAGCCAGAAUUUACACUUCCGCAUGAAAUAUAAAAAUUUCUCUGUGUACACUGAGCAUUUUGUGGAGGAGAAGAAUUGGUACAGUCUGAUCCUUCAUGGGAAUGGGAACAAUAUCUCCAGCUUGAUGGUGAAGAAUGAAGAAAACAAAACAACCAAUGGGAUGACAGUCGUGAGGUUUGUUAACACUUUGCCUGAAGUUGUCAACAUCUCCCUGGGUACAGAUACAGCCUUCAGUGUUGGUGAAGCCUAUGGUGUGUCUGCUUACAGAACUGUGGAAACAGGAGAAUACCCUGCAGUUCAUUGUAAAACAAAAGAUAAGGGAUUUUAUCUGAAUUUGGGUAGACUGGACUUUGGUGCAGCAUAUCUGUUUGUUAUUACUAAGAGCACCAGUCAGGGUCUUCAGGCAUGGAAGAUGGAAGACAGGACAGCCAGCAAAAUGUCCAUCGCAUGGCAGCUACCACAGUAUGCCCUGGUUACAGCGGCGGAGGUCAUGUUCUCUGUCACAGGACUUGAGUUUUCUUAUUCCCAGGCUCCCUCUAGCAUGAAAUCUGUACUCCAGGCAGCAUGGUUGUUGACUGUUGCUAUUGGGAAUAUUAUCGUCCUGAUUGUGGCACAAUUCAGUGGCCUGGUACAGUGGGCUGAAUUUGUUUUGUUUUCCUGCCUCCUGCUGGUGGUCUGCCUGAUCUUCUCCAUCAUGGGAUACUAUUAUGUUCCUUUAACACUAGAGGAAAUCCAGGGUACAGAAGAUAAGCAGACUCUUCCUAUCCAAGGGAACAUGAUCAACCUGGAGACCAAGAAGACAAAGCUCUAA